Messenger RNA from Olea europaea var. sylvestris, 378 nucleotides. RefSeq lists its product as uncharacterized. The transcript has a single exon. The record is from RefSeq and is a predicted model, not a curated record. Bases 1 to 378 code for a protein of 125 amino acids. NCBI's taxonomy places the organism in Eukaryota, Viridiplantae, Streptophyta, Magnoliopsida, Lamiales, Oleaceae.
AUGUUAAUCGAAGAGAGCAGCACCACGAUCCAGAAAAAGCUCCCACCAAAACUGAAAGAUCCAGGGAGUUUCAUCGUCCCUUGCACAAUUGAUGAUUUUUAUUUUAAUAAAGCAUUGUGUGAUCUUGGUGUGAGUGUUAACUUGAUGCCACUCUCUAUUUUUAGGAAACUAAGAUUGGGAAAGCCUAAAGCAACUACAGUAACUCUACAUCUGGCUAAUCGAUCACUUACACAUCCACGAGGGAUCAUCGAAGAUGCAUUGGUCAAAGUGGAUAAACUUAUAUUCUCAACGGACUUCUUAAUUCUAGACAUGGAAGAAAACAAGGACGUGCCUAUCAUAUUGGGGUGGCCAUUUUUGCAACUGCAAGAGCUCUCAUAG